Eucalyptus grandis is the source of this 600-nucleotide messenger RNA. RefSeq names its product 1,4-alpha-glucan-branching enzyme 2-1, chloroplastic/amyloplastic-like. The transcript has 6 exons. Gene Ontology annotation, biological process: starch metabolic process. The record is from RefSeq and is a predicted model, not a curated record. Lineage: Eukaryota; Viridiplantae; Streptophyta; Magnoliopsida; Myrtales; Myrtaceae. Gene Ontology annotation, molecular function: 1,4-alpha-glucan branching enzyme activity. The coding region runs from base 1 to 600 and encodes 199 amino acids. Gene Ontology annotation, cellular component: cytoplasm.
AUGGGAUAUACUACGAUCCCAGAUGAGGAGCCAGUAAUUAAUACUUAUGCCAACUUCAGAGAUGAAGUUCUUCCUCGUAUUAAAAGACUUGGUUACAAUGCAGUUCAGAUCAUGGCGAUUCAAGAACAUUCAUAUUAUGCAAGUAUCAUGUCACAACUUCUUUGCUCCCAGCAGCCGUUUUGGAACCCUGAUCUCAAAUCUCUAAUAGAUAAAGCCCAUGAGCUGGGUCUCCUUGUUCUCAUGGACAUUGUCCACAGCCAUGCAUCAAAUAACGUGUUAGAUGGGUUGAAUAUGUUUGAUGGAACCGACAGUCACUAUUUCCACUCUGGGUCACGAGGUUAUCAUUGGAUGUGGGAUUCUCACCUUUUCAAUUAUGGAAGUUGGGAGGUAUUGAGGUAUCUCCUUUCAAAUGCAAGGUGGUGGCUUGAGGAAUACAGAUUUGAUGGAUUUAGGUUUGAUGGUGUGACAUCAAUGAUGUAUACUCACCAUGGUUUGCAGCAACAGACGGAUGUUUAUGGGUAUGACAUUGGUGUGGUGUGGGUGUGGGCAUGGGAAAGUUCAUCUCAAGCUGGAAAAUUGUUUAUUGCAAAAAUACUGUGA